UUGCAGGGGUUAAACACAGGCGCUUCAACAAGAUCAUGGAAGACCAGGAAAUUCCCUGUACGCUAAUCCAUGCUAUAGGAGGUACAGAUGGAAUAUAUGAAGAUCAUGUGGAGUACCUGGAGCAACAUCUUAAACUCAUCACAAUGAAGGAAUUUCUUGAAAACAAGCAAGUGCUUAGUCAUAAAAUUAAAGUAAUCUUUGUGUGGGUCCAUAAACCAGUGGUUAACAGGGAACUCCUGCAAAGCUUGCCUAAUUUAAUGGUGAUUGCAAGUUCUGGUGUAGGAGUGGAUCACCUGGACCUAAAACUGAUCUCCAGCUUUGGUGUGAAAGUAACUAACACUCCAUUUGUAGUUGCCAACUCUACAGCAGAUUUUGGAAUAGCUUUGAUGCUGGCUUCUGCUAGGAGGAUUGUGGAAGGUCACGAAAUUGCAGUUUCUCCAGACACGAAACAAUUUGCUUUUGACUGGCUGGGAGAAGAAGUAACUGGUGCGACUUUGGGGAUCAUUGGAAUGGGUACAAUUGGUUAUAAGAUAGCUCAGAAAGCCAAAGCUUUUGAAAUGAACAUCCUUUAUCACAACAGGAACCGGAGAAAUGAGGUGGAUGAACAGGCUGUUGGGGCUAUUUAUUGCCAAAAGAUGGAAAACUUACUCCGCCAAUCAGAUUUUGUGAUGCUGGCUGUGAACCUUACGCCUCAAACGUACAAGUUGAUUGGGAAACGGGAGCUAGAUCUUAUGAAACCCAGUGCUAUCCUUAUCAACAUCUGCAGAGGUAAAGUGGUUGAUCAAGAUGCCCUGGUGAAGGCAUUGCAAAAUAGAACUAUUAAGGCUGCUGCUUUGGAUGUGACAUACCCUGAGCCAUUGCCAAGGGACCAUAUUUUACUACAUUUAAAGAAUGUCAUUAUAACACCUCAUAUUGGAAGUGCAACUUCACAGACCCGACGGCUUAUGAUGAAAAACAUGGUUGAAAGUAUCAUGGCUUGUGUAAAUGGUCUUCCGGUCCCUAAUGAAGUACAUAUUUAAUGUGCCAUGCAAAUGUAGCUGGAGAAAUGUUAACACUGGGCAUAUAAUCUUACCCAUGCAUCUGCUUUUUAUUUUCACUAGUCAAAAGAAUCUGUAUUAAUAUUCCAUGGGUAUGUAAAGAAAAACAUACAAACAUUUUUUGCCCCUUAUUAGCUGGGUUCAUAUUAUAUGGCAACCCAUCAUGGGUAAUUAACCACAGUGGGUUACCAUGUCAUGUGAACUCAGACCACUUUCUACAGGGUGGCUUUUGGGGG
Molecule: messenger RNA, 1273 nt
Organism: Varanus komodoensis (Komodo dragon)
Lineage: Eukaryota; Metazoa; Chordata; Lepidosauria; Squamata; Varanidae
Product: probable 2-ketogluconate reductase
Exons: 6
Coding region: 36-1019 (327 amino acids)
Cellular component (GO): cytosol
Molecular function (GO): glyoxylate reductase (NADPH) activity; hydroxypyruvate reductase [NAD(P)H] activity; NAD binding
Source: RefSeq, a predicted model, not a curated record